Aspergillus lentulus is the source of this 2340-nucleotide messenger RNA. Its product is annotated as MDR family MFS transporter. The record is from RefSeq and is a predicted model, not a curated record. Gene Ontology annotation, molecular function: transmembrane transporter activity. Gene Ontology annotation, biological process: transmembrane transport. Gene Ontology annotation, cellular component: plasma membrane. Lineage: Eukaryota; Fungi; Ascomycota; Eurotiomycetes; Eurotiales; Aspergillaceae.
AUGGCAUCUCAAACAAUCACCAUCACUUAUACCGACGGCAAAUAUCUUUCCUUAGUGGACGCAGCCACUCGUACCCCCCUGUACCAUGUCAAGGUUUGCCGUCAAGUACCGCAGAUGGAAAUGAUUCGCCUGAGCCCAGCCCCAAGCGACGAUACCGGCCAAGCGUUUCCCCAGGAUGAGAGCGCCUACUUCCAACGCCGGGUCUAUACGGCAAAGUUCAAGAUGACGAGCCUCAAUGUCCAGCUUCAGAUCCGCGAGCACCGGGAUGUCCUGCUCAGCUGGAAAAGCAUGCUUUCCACGAGCUAUUCAUUCACCUCUCCAGCAAUGUCUGCCGCAAAUACCAUGAACUCCUCGUCCUCGCCACCGUCAUCGCCCAUCCUGACAUGGGAAGCCGACCCGACGGGUAACCUGGGUGACUAUCGACUCGUCAACGAGACAGAAAAUAAGUCGGAGAGACGGGUGCUGGUUCGCUUCCGGAACAAAGCGUUUUCCAAUGAGCAAGUGGGCACAUUUGAAGUAGACGCUGGUCUCGAUCAACUGGUCAAGGACGAAGCCGUGAUUUCCGGGCUGGCCAUGUUGCCGAUGGUGCAGAGCAUUAAUCUUGCUGGUAUGGUCAUGUUCGGCGAUCUACAUAUCGACAAACACGGCGACCUGGAUUUUGAUCAACAUAGGACUGUCCAGCAUAAGAGUCAAGGUAAAGGCAGUAUGGAGGUAAUGGAGAUGAUGGACUCUACGGCAAUGCCGCACCGGAGCAACCUCAAGGUCUUUGCCAUCAUGGUGGCUCUUUCGCUAUCGAUGUUUGUCGCUGCUCUCGACCAGACGAUCAUGGCCACGGCGAUUCCAACUAUUGCAGCCAAGCUGCACUCGGCCGCGGGAUAUACUUGGAUUGGCGGUGCUUACCUUCUGGCCAAUGCCGCUGGUGCUUGCAUCUGGGCCAAGCUCUCGGAUAUCUGGGGACGCAAGCCCAUCUUACUCUUGGCCGUGGCUUGGUUCUUUGGUAGUUCGAUCAUUUGUGCUACGGCGGUGGAUAUGCCCAUGUUAAUCGCGGGACGGGCACUGCAAGGUGUGGCCGGAGGUGGCCUGCUUCAACUGGUCACGAUUGUCAUUUCAGAUUUGUUCAGUGUUAGACACCGGAGUCUCUAUCUCGGCUUGAUGGAGUUCAUGUGGGCGCUGGCCGGAGGAAUCGGUCCCCUUCUUGGUGGUGCAUUUUCCCAAUAUGUCUCCUGGAGAUGGAGUUACUGGGUGAAUCUUCCGGUCUGCGGACUUGCCUUUGUCCUCCUCUUGCUAUUUCUCGACGUGCACAAUCCCAAGACAAAGAUGAUGGAUGGAGUGAAGGCUAUUGAUUGGUUCGGGAGUCUCUCAAUCCUCGGCCUGACGCUGAUGCUCCUCCUCGGCUUGGACUUUGGUGGUGAAACCUUCCCUUGGGAUUCGCCCAAGGUCAUUUGCCUGAUCGUUUUCGGAUCGCUCUGUUCGUUGCUGUUCAUCUACAGCGAAAAGCGGCUGGCAAAGUACCCACUGAUGCCGAUGAGCCUCUUUGCCCAGGCCUCCAAUAUUGCGACACUGGCAGUCGCUUUUGCCCAUGGUUUCGUUUUCAUCGCUGGCGAAUACUACAUGCCACUAUACUUGCAGUCCGUGAAAGAAGCCUCGCCCAUGCGCUCUGGUGUCCUCGUUCUGCCCCUGGUUCUCUCCGAAGCUUUCGCCGGCAUCAUCACCGGAGCCAUUAUCCAUCGCACCGGCCGCUAUCGCGAACUGAUCUGGCUAGGAAUGACAUUAUUGACGAUUGGCAACGGACUGUACAUUCAUCUGAAUGCAUACUCAUCCUUAGGCCAAAUAAUCGGAUACCAGAUCCUCAGCGGCAUCGGAGCAGGAUUCCUGUUUGAACCCCCAAUCAUCGCGAUCCAGGCAAUGGUCUCCCAGGACGAAACUGCCACUGCAACAGCUACCCUCGGCUUUAUUCGUAAUCUGGCAACAUCCUCGUCCAUCGUCAUCGGUGGCGUGGUGUUCCAGAACUCUAUGAGCCGGAUGAAAUCAACGUUGCUUGCCGCUGGAAUGUCCGAAACAUUGGCAGAGCAGAUGUCCGGAGACUCUGCGGCUGCGAAUAUCGAAGUCAUCAAGACCAUUCAGAAUGCCACUCAGCUGCUUGCUGUCAAAGAGGCGUUCGCCUGGAGCUUGAGGAACAUGUGGAUCCUGUAUACGUGCAUGUCCGCUUUGGGGAUUGUCGCGGGUGUGUUUAUUUUGAAGACCCGGUUGAACAAGGAGCAUGUGGAAACAAGGACAGGGCUGAGGCCGGAGAAGUCGGAGGCUGCAACUGUCGCUGAAAGAUCUGCGGAUGAAUGUUGA